Molecule: messenger RNA, 5323 nt
Organism: Pocillopora meandrina
Lineage: Eukaryota; Metazoa; Cnidaria; Anthozoa; Scleractinia; Pocilloporidae
Source: the annotation of a GenBank genome assembly
AAAAAUGUCUUGGUCUGCGAUAAAGAGAAAGAUCGUAUGUCUUCCUCAAAAAUUUUAUGCGAGUGAAAUUCUUCUCUUGGUUAUUUCGAUAAUUUUAGAGAUAACGUCUUCUUCGUUCCUGUAUACCACAAAGAAGAAUUGCGGGGGACAGUGUGUUCUGUUCGCGAAGUUGUUCGAGAGAGCUCGAAUUCUCCAAGGUUCAUCUCCCAGUUGGUGCUAUUUGCCAAUGGUUUUCAACUUAGCUGCUACCACAACUUCAGUCUUUGUGCUCAAAUUAAUAAUAAAAGGAAGAAGGUAUGGAUAAGUAGAUUGUAUAAAUUUUACCGUUGAACUGAUAUUUUUUAAGCAGUGAUACCAACUGACAAAUAUAUAAUUUUCAAAGGUGUUUUUAGUUAAUUAAUAUAUAGAAAUGAUUGUUUAUUUUGCAAUUAUUAUCUUCAUUGUAUGUCUUCAGUACAUGUAAAAAUGUAUUAUUUUAUUCUAUCCUACGUUAUGGAGAUAUUUGAAGAUGGUUUUCCUCUUUUGUUUUUCAGUUUUUUUGGUUGGUAUUAGUUUGGUGUUUGGUGUCAGUGAUAGUUUAAUUUUUUUUGUUGCUGAUAUUUAGAUGCAUGGUUAGAUAAUUGAAUUGUUUUCUGGUUUGAAAAGUUUUUAAAAAAGAUCAGCUUUUGGCCCCUAGGCUGCAGCCUUUGAUAAUUGAUAUGUAACACACAAGUGUAUGAGUAUACUUAUAGAAUAUAAAAAUAUAUUUAUAGAAUGUACAAUUAUAGAUUUAACAUAAUAAUGAGAAAUGUGCUUAGAGGUGAUAACUUCAAACAAAAAAACAAACAAACAAACAAACAAAAAUCACUGAUUGCAUGAGCCCUAUGGGUUUGUGCACUCUUCUUGGUCUUUGAGUAUCUUGGUCUUGGUCCUGGUCUUAACAGUAUCAAGUAUUUGAUGUAAUAUAUCAAACACGAGGAAGAGUGUUUCAUCCGAUAUCCAAACACCGAGAAGUGGUUGAGAAAACGAGGCGCAGCUGAGUUUUUUUUAACCAACUUCAAGGUGUUUGGAUAUCGGAUGAAACACCCUUUCGAAUGUUUGAUAUAGCUUCUCAAACCAUUAAUAAUUCUUGGAGAAAAUCAAAGCAAAAAGUCACCAGAUUUUAUGAUAAUUAAGAUCACAUAUCCAAACCUCCUUCACGGUUGUAAUUUCCUUUGUUUUCUCAGCAUGAAUUAUUAAUGAGUUUGAGAAAUAUUAUAUGAAAUCACACUCUAACCAUGUGAUUACCCAUAUUUGCUGUAUUGUAAUAAACAUUUUUGGCUCUGAAAUACAGUGAUUGCUUUAUAAAAACUGUUAGUGUCUCAUGUUGAACCAAAUCUGAGUUUUAAGUAAAUGUGCAGUGGUAUAUGUUUUGGGUAUUUUUUUUCCUUUCAGAUCUUGUCCAAAUUAAUAUAGCAUUUACCCUUUAACUCCCAUGAGUGACCAAGACAGAAUUUCUCCAUACAAUAUCAGAGCAUUAUAAACCAGAUAAGUCAUGAGAAUAAAGAAAAAUGUCAAUUUGUGAGUAAUUAGUUGAUCCUAUACAGAAUUCUCUGAACAAACAUUAUAAGAAUUGUGUGAUUGACAAUAGAAGAAUUACAAAUUUAAAGGGUAAACAGGGCUGUUUUCUUUUCAGGUCACGCAGCAGCAAUUUGAGAGUUCUUGGUCUAGGGUCACUUUCUGCAUUUCUUGUUUUGCUAUCGUCUUGGAUUAUUUCUUCUGGAUUUCGUGAAUUUUGCAAGUCAUUUGUCAUUAAUAAGUAAGUGAACACUUUUUUUGGGUCAAACAUAGUGAAGAGGGGGUUCAUGCUAGUUAUAAAAAAUCUAGAAAGUCAAGGAGAGUUGUAGAAAAUAAAAUUAAUAAAAAUAAAUGAAGAAAUGAAACCUUUAGUACACUUUAUUACACUAUUAUGACAUAAUAAUUAAUAAUAAUAGUUAUUAUUAAGCAACUUCUUGAUCAUAGUCAAAAGGAACAUCAAUAAGGUCAUGGUAAAAGUCGCUAGUAUUAUUACAUUCAGGGGGAUUCCUCACUUCACUAAACACUGUAAAUACUUUCUGUUAUUAAUUUUGUCACUGAUCCACACUGAAAUGGCCUUUACUGGUAGAAACAACUGUAGGUCUUCAAAAAUUGCUUCAUUGUGGGUAGAGUUAUCUCAUAAUGCAUUGUUACAUUUAAUUAAGAAUUCCUUGUUUUUAGUGUGAAAAAGUUAACAGUAAUUUAGAAAAAAGGCCACAUUGAGGCUUUAUUUUUACUAACUGCUCAACCCUUUAACACUCAUGAGUGAUCAAGACAGAAUUUCUCCUAACAAAAUCAAUACAAUAAAAUAACGACCAGAUAAGUGAUGAGAUUAAAGAAAAAUAUCAAUUUGGGGAUAAUUAGUUGAUCCAAUACUAAAUUCUCUGAACUAACAUUAAUAAGAAUUGUAUGGUUGACAGUAAGGAGAACUACAAAUAUGAUCUGGAAGUUAAAGGCUUAAGCAGUGUUCAUUACUGCAAAGAUCUCUCUCAUAGUCAAAGGCUGUAUUAUAGCUAGAGGGCCCCUUAUAUUCCUAUGUGAAACACAGUCACAUAAAAAUAUUUAGCCUUUUCACACAUCGCGAUUAAUAUCAAAAAUUAUAUCACAUUCACACAAAAUUUUGUAACAUUUUACAUAAAAAUAAAAAACCAAAUUCAUGAAUUAAUUUUGUACUUUUUCUGGUCUUGAUUAGUCUAAAGUGUCAAAUGAUGACACAAGGUCUUAUCUUAUUUGUUCAAGGACCAUUAGCUGUCUGGUUUAUGACUUUUGUCGAUCCAAAUGAAGUUCAUGUCCUGUCCAACUUAACCGCAAGAAAACGAUAGAUUUUGCAGAACCAUUUAAAAGCUGUUCAUUUAUCAAAGCAAUAUGGUUCACGGAUCACAUUAAUUUAGUUCUUCAUUCAAGAGUCUUAUUUAAAUAGAAAAAUCAGUUCAUGUGGACAUGAAAAGAUCUGUUAUCUUUGAUUAAUCAUUAUAAGGAAAAACAUCAACAGAUGAAUCAAGAGAAAAAAAAAACACCCAAUCAUGCUCCAUGUAAAAAGUACAGGGGACCCUCUUGCUAAUUUUUUCAGCAUCUCUUGAAACCUAGUGUGAAGGAAAAGCAGAAAAUGGUAAAAAAAUGCAUUUUUUACAUGCAAGGUUCUUAACCCUAAUCAGCCUGUAACAUCAGUAUGCAUAUUCUCUGUACUGUUCUCUGUACAUUUCCUGAGGUGCUGACAAGGAGAAUUAGUUUAACAAUCAAAGCUUCUUUACCUGGUGAUUAUUUCCUUUUUUCUUAUAACCUUAAUGGGUGUUUCAUGGGUGAUAUUGUAUGGAGAAAUUAGAUGUUAGUCACUCUCAGGGGUAUAAGGGUUAAGUUAGGAUGGGUGAGAAAAAUAUCAACACCAUGGUGUGGAUGAACAUUUAUUGCUCUCUCUUAUUUGAGGGAAGAAUGCAAGUUUUGGGCAUUGAGAAAUACAUACUGAUUUCCAUGCAAAUUACUCUUAUUGACCAUUCAUAAUUCUUGUAAUCAUAUAGCAUGGGUUUAAUUUCUAGAUUAUUUAUUUAAAAUAACUGUUUCCAUGUCAUCUUUGCAGAUGCAUUCAUGCACAUAUAAAGGCAAUGGAUUGGAAAAAUUUCACCCCCAAGUACACUGAUGGUGGUGAUUUAUAUUUCAUCUUACAAUUAGCAGAGGUAAGCAUUACAUUUUGGUCCUGCCUUCUUAGAGAAGUCUCCUAAUUGGUUAGAUAUCAGGGAAUUCUAUGAUAAUCAUAGAACUCCCAUAGUUAAUUUUGAUUCGACGGCCUAGUGGUCAGUGUGCUGGACUCCAGGUUGAAAGAUCUGGGUUUGAGACCUGGCCAGGUCAUAGAUUUCUUUCUCGCAAUGUGUCUCUCCAUCUCGCCAUAUAGAUGGGUUCCUAAUAAAAUGCUGGUAGGUACCUUAUGAUGAACUGGUAUCCUAUUGAAGAGGAAGAAGUACAUGUAACACUGUACUUACCUGUGUAUUGUGUGCACCUGUACUCCCAAUUGCUUCUUGUUUUGGGACUGAGAUAAACUCUUACUGGAUGAGCCAGUUGGCUAAUGAGUACAGACUUUCCCUAUGACCAUUUCUAUUGAGAUGUGAAACAUAUUCAUGGGUAUAGCAUAAGACAUAUUUACUAGAGACAAUACAAUGUAGUUGUACAGUUCCAGGGCUUUUUCACAUGAGGGUGACCAUUGUUAAGUGUCAAUUCAUAGUUUAUCUGAUUGGAACCCUAAGAAUCAAUUUAUCUUUAUUUUCCAAUGUUUUUUGGUGUAAAAAUUAGAAGGGGAAAAUAAAAUAAAUUAGGGGUAUAGAAAAAUAAAUAUCCAGUUCAAAUGGCUUGAAUUACAAGCUUCAUCAAUUUUGAUCUAAUUUUGAUUGUGUUUGUGUUUUUUUUUUUAUUAGGCAUCUGGCUGGUCUGCCUGUCUACUCCUAUGUGUUUUUUGUGUGACUCAUGCUCGAAAAUUGUUCGCAGGACUCCACACAACUAAAAACUUAAAUUUUUAUGAUGAAUAGUCUUUUACAAAGGAGUAUAUCUCAAAAUGAAAAACUCAAGCUAAAACUUCAGAAUGUUGUACAUGUAUCUCCUUUGAUAAAUGGUAAAAAUUAUAGGCACCAUAGUAACACGUCUUAUUUCCUAUAUUAGGUUAAUAAUAGAAGGUAGAUUAUAGUCCAAUGCACCCCUGAACAGUUUCAUUGUUUAUUGUUUUUUUUUUAUUUUUGAAGGCUCUUCAAAAAUAAAAAAAAUGUGAUAGUGGAUUUAAAAGAAAUCUUUAAAUAUAUAACAUAACUUAUUUCUUCAAAGUUCUAGGUAGCAGCAGAAAUGUAUCAAAUUUAAGAAAAUAUACUACUUCUUUGAAAUCAAUCAAUUGAUUUAAUUUUGACUGUGUCUAAACAUGUUUUUAAAAAAUGUUGUAUAUUUUCUUAAAGAAAGAAGAGAGAAAGUCAUGGUUACUAGCUAGCUAGUCUAGGCUGAUUUAACUCCCAAGGUCUCAUUAGUAAUUCUCCUCACUGCCUGCUUAAAGUUCUUGUGAUGUUAGUUUGGAGAAUUUGGUAUUGGAUCAAUUUAUAAUUCCCUAAUUGAUGUAUUUCUUCAUUCUCAUCACUUGUCAGCAUGAUAUUGUAUUGAUUUUGUAAGGAGAAAUUCUGUCUUGGUCACUUAUGGGAGUUAAAGGGUUAGGAGAAUUUGCCAUUACAUUGUUACUCUUAAACUGAUAUUUUUUGCUCAUCUUUAAGCAAAAUAUGGUGAAUUUCACCCAUAGCAUUUACCAAAGGUUAAUAAAGAAAUACAC